This is a messenger RNA of Octopus sinensis (East Asian common octopus), 1991 nucleotides long. RefSeq names its product quinone oxidoreductase-like protein 1. Lineage: Eukaryota; Metazoa; Mollusca; Cephalopoda; Octopoda; Octopodidae. Gene Ontology annotation, molecular function: oxidoreductase activity. The transcript has 10 exons. Bases 87 to 1040 code for a protein of 317 amino acids. The record is from RefSeq and is a predicted model, not a curated record.
AAAGAGAAAGUUUCAAGGAGAGGUUUCUGACAAGUUUUCAGCACAUUUUGAAAACCGAUACACAAAUUCCCUCGACACCGGUCAAAAUGAAAGCCGUGUUUUGGAAGUCUGUUGUUAAUUCAGACGAAGAAACGUCAAAAUAUGUUCUUGAGACCGAUCUGCCUGUUCCAUCUCCUGGCAAAAAUGAAGUUCAAGUGAAGGUCAAAACCUCAGCUCUCAGUCCUAUCAACCAGAAGGUUCUUGAUGAAGUAUUCCGAAAAAAUCCUGAUCAGAAACAUUAUGCUGUGGGUCGAGAUAUAGCUGGAGUUAUCACUCAAGUAGGGGAAAGUGUCUUGACAUUCAAAGAAGGUGAUGUUGUUGUAGGCGUGGUUCCGCUUUCCAGCAUUAAUUCUGGCUGUGCCGAAUAUUGUAUAUUCCAUGAAUAUGACAUUGUAAAGAAACCUGAGAUGUUGAGUUUUGAAGAUGCUGCUUGUGGCAUCGGUGAUUGCUUACAUGCUUACACUGCACUUCACUACCUCUGUCGACUCUGUGCUGGAGACACAAUACUCGUAAUGGAUGGAGCCUCUACUUUUGGCAGUAUUACCAUUCAGCUAGCCCUGAGUUGGGGGGCAAAGGUUAUUACAACUGUGGCUUCUGCAGAUGAACGGAAUUUUUUAAAGUCAUCAAUCCCUUCAUUAGCACAAAUAAUUGAUGUGAGUGGCCACGGCAGUAUGUUACGCAGCAGUGUAAUGGAAGAGACUGGGGGACUGGGAGUUGACUGUAUCAUUGACAAUGGCGUACGUAUGUUUACAGAAACAGAUGAUAUCAUCUUCACAAAGGAAAAUUUCUCUCGGCCAGUGCCACAUAAACACGACUUGAUCUCCUGCCUCGGGUCGUUUGGUCGAUGGGUUACCUCUCAGCCUGAUUUACAGCUGGACCCACCAGAUUCACGUGAAUUGUUUCUGCGUAGUGGCAGUCUCUGCUUUCUGUUUGAUUCAAUAUGGACAAUGUCAUACUCCCAACAUGGACGUUAUAAACAUAUCCUUUUUGAUCAGAACUAAUUUGUUUUAGCUUCUUGUUAAUGUUGUUAAAUACAAGUUGAUUAAACCAGUCAUGCUCAAAUGGUGCUCCAUGGCACAUUUGGUGCACAACUAGAGCUAUCUAGUUGUUUCACAAAAUUCUUAGAUCUAUGAAUUUAAGCAGUGGAAAAUUCAUACUAAUGCUUCAGUAUCUUGAAAAUUGUGAUAUUCAUAUUUUUACACCCAUGUAUAACUAACAGUUUAUAACAUAGGUACGAUGCCUGAAAUUUGGAGAAACAGAAAGCUCUGUAGCUGGUUGUACUGUUUUCAGUAUGCGUAAACUUUUUUAUAUAUACAUAUAUGUAUGUAUAUGUGUGUGUGUUUGUAUUUCCUUGUCUUGACAUCUCUUGAUAAUUGUAAAUGAGCAUCACUAUCUAACAAGCUGUGCUGUUAAUUUUCAAUAGUCUGCAAAACAUGUCCAGUUAUGGAGAAAUAUUAUCUUGUCUGGAAACAGGUUAGGGUUGGCAACAGGAAGGGCAUCCGACCAUAGAAAAUCUACUUCAAUAAAUUCUACUUGAUGCAUUCAAGCAUGGAAAAAAGUGGACAUUAACUCUUCAGGAUUCUGAUUAAUUCAUCAAAUACAAUGCUCAUUUAUCCACCUUUUAAAAAGUUAAUCAUGUAGUAUCUUGUAGUUUCAAUAUUUUGAAGAUGUAAUUGUUUAAUUUUAGAAUGGCAUUGUAGAGUAGGUGUGAGAGGCUGGAUCUGGCCAGUUGAUCAUAAAACAAGUAGAAUAAUACUUUGGCUGGAUGUGGCCGGUUUAAAUGCUAAUAGGUUAAAUAAUAAGGAUGUAUUGUGUGUGUGUGUGUGUGUGUGUGUGAUGAAGUCAGAAAGAUUCAGAGCCACUGGAUUAGGCCAUGAAACAAAAUAUUUUUUACAAUAACAAAUGUCAUGAUUGAUUGAUCAGAGUUGAACUGGGCUGAAGAACAGUAACAA